AUGUUCGCAAAACUCUUGCAGUACUCUCAGAGCUUCAACGAUCGUGCUGGCGCGUUGAUAAAGUCGGUUCGGGCGGUAAGUUUUGAAUUUUUGAUUUUUUUUGCCUUUGAAUUUUUGGAAACAAGCCGUCAGAUUUCAAAAGGGUAAUUUCAGCCAGAACAAUCAAGAAUCACGGCGACCACAGAGCCAGUGGCAUCAAGAUUAAGCUAUUUUAACUUCAAUUAUUUUAUUCGCGACACUGUUUGCGUUUUUGUUUAUGUAAUAGUGAGGACGGUGAACAACAUCGGUGUUUUUGAUUAUGGUAAGUUGUGAACCGUAGUUAAAAAGUUAGCAGGUCAAAUAUUGGAAAAGAGUGUGUAUGACUUUGCGAAGACGUGGUUUUCUUCAGAAAAAAUUAACAGGGAAAGUGUCCCAAGUGCGACGCUCAUGUUCAUUUUAUAUAAAUUAUGCACAGAUUUUGCAAAUUUUAAAAAUUUUAGAGCCCUCUUUGCAGGCACAGCCUCGAUAUUUUACGAUCUUUUUGGCACAGAGAGUAUACAAACGCGGAUAGCCGUCACAGAGAAAAACAGUUUUUGCAAAUGUCUUUGCUAGUCUUGUGCGGAAAAAAUAUUUUUUUUGUGUACCCAUGCGGUAGCAAUAGGUAUGAAAGUUUUCAUGCCAAAAUGCGUAAAGAAACAUCGAAUUUUUUCCAAUUUUCGCUAAAAAUCUCGAUCGUUAAUGCAAAGCGCGACCUAGGAAUCCCGCAUGUCUUAUGUCAGCAAAAUUUAUUCUAAAUUUGUGCCAAGUUUCAUUAAAAUGUGAUAUACAUAAGUCAUUAAGGAUAUAUUUUUUACACGAAAUUCGCAAGACCCUUUAUGGAUAAGAUAAUUAAACGGGGAAUGCACAAUGUAUUAUUAUUUUUUUUAGAGUUAUAAUAUUUUUUAGAGUUUUAUCGAGACCUGUACUCGACUAAUUUCCUUAGUAAACUUUUCUAAUUAUAUACGUAUACUUUUAGGAACCAAAUUCCAAUCCGUGGCGGCUCCAUCUCCCUUCAAAGAAAUUACAAAUUCCGAUGUCCAAUCAUUACAUAGAGUUGAUUCAGCGCAAUCUUUAAGUAUUACCGUAGUUGAUGAUAAUAGGGAAGUCAUGAAAGAAAUAUUAUACACAGUUGAAGAGCCCACGACCUUAGAACCUCAGAUUCCCUCUGAGGCCAUUGAAACUCUACGAAAAGCUUCGUCAAGUACGAUAAGUUCGGAUGAAGGGAUUCAUUCGGCCAAAGGCUAUGAAAUCGAUGAAAUUGAAGAGCAAAGUGAGGAUUUGUUGGAAGAUGAGGAGGAAAAAGAAAGUCGGAAACCUAUUUAUACGUCGACAAUUGAUUUGGGACCAGGUGAUCAGAAUAAACUGACGUUGUGCUUUACGAAUAAGGGAUUCUAUGACAAAUUGAAGAUGAGACUACCGCAUAAAAGAGUAAGAAACUUUUCCCAACUCGAUUAAACUUAGCAGGUCUUCUAAAAAUUUGCUAUAGUUUUUCUAAAAACUAAAAUUGAUAAUCAAAACAAUGUUUUUGUCACAAGAAAAGUACCCCAAGUGCGACGCUCAGAUUUUCUUUAAAUUUUGCGCACAUGUCGGGCAUGAACCAAAUAUCAAUUCCUCAAAGUUUUAGCUCGCGCUUUGCGCGCGCCUCCGAGAUAUUGAUCCAUCUUUGCCGCCGAGAUAGUACGCUAAACGGGGAGAGCGGUCAGAGAGAAAACCGCUUUUUGGUCAUAACUUACGUGCGGAAAAAAAUUGAUUUUUUGUAUAAACAUUAACAUUUACGGCAGAAAUAGGUACGAAACUUUUCGUGCCAAAAUUCGGAAAAAAGUCUUAAAUUUUCGCCGACUUUCGAUCUAAAAAUCUCGGUUGUUUCUGCAAAGCGCGGGCUAGGAUUAUCGCAUAUAUUUUAGAAAAAAUUAUUUUAAAUUUCUGCCAAGUUUCAUCAAAAUCUGAGCAUCGCACUUUGGGUACUUCCCCUGUCAGUUGACAAGGGCUGCUGAUUCUACCGUAGUCUCUCACAAAAAAUGAAUUUUUGCUGAUAAUUUUUGCUGAUUUUGAACAACGACUUUUUUUCAGAAGGACUCCAAUGAACCACUUCCGAUUCUGUGUGGGCAAAAGUUGGCCCAACCCAAUGUCCCAUCAGAUAAAGCAAAAACCGAGACAUCAGUUUGGAGUAGAAUGAUCAAAGUUUUCCGUCGCAACAGAGUCGAGCAAUCGGCUGGCUUGAAAUCGAGGUUCUCUACGAACGAAAAGCGCCCCAAUAUAGGCCAUAAAAUUCGUGUAGAAAUGUAG
Messenger RNA from Bursaphelenchus xylophilus (pine wood nematode), 2304 nucleotides. The record is from the annotation of a GenBank genome assembly. Lineage: Eukaryota; Metazoa; Nematoda; Chromadorea; Rhabditida; Aphelenchoididae.